AUGGUUCCUUAUUCUUCCGAUCCUUCACGCAGCGGGCAUGGAAUGGCCUUUAUCAUAACGCCCAGCAAGUCACCUGUGGAAAAUUCAUCAACACAGUACCUCGGAUUGUUGAAUAAUUCAAACAUUGGGAACCCUGACAAUCAUGUCUUUGCCAUUGAGUUCGACACAGUCGAAAGCAGCGAUGUCAAAGACAUCAACAACAAUCAUGUGGGUGUGGAUCUCAACGACCUCAAAUCGGUAAAGUCUGAAACUGCCGGCUACAGGAUUGGCAACCAAUUUCAUGAACUAGAUCUCAAUAGUGGACAGAAUAUUCAGGCGUGGAUCGAUUACGAUCAUACCUAG
Molecule: messenger RNA, 342 nt
Organism: Cryptomeria japonica (Japanese cedar)
Lineage: Eukaryota; Viridiplantae; Streptophyta; Pinopsida; Cupressales; Cupressaceae
Product: lectin-like protein At1g53070
Exons: 1
Coding region: 1-342 (113 amino acids)
Molecular function (GO): carbohydrate binding
Source: RefSeq, a predicted model, not a curated record